Molecule: messenger RNA, 4216 nt
Organism: Patiria miniata (bat star)
Lineage: Eukaryota; Metazoa; Echinodermata; Asteroidea; Valvatida; Asterinidae
Product: tripartite motif-containing protein 3-like
Exons: 1
Coding region: 132-2243 (703 amino acids)
Biological process (GO): positive regulation of DNA-templated transcription
Cellular component (GO): nucleoplasm; chromatin
Molecular function (GO): ubiquitin-protein transferase activity; zinc ion binding; protein binding
Source: RefSeq, a predicted model, not a curated record
CCGCGCCGCAUCGGUGAUGAUGCAUUCGCACAGCGUGUGUGUACAGUGCGUACGUACCGUGUGUGGGAGGCUCGACUAUAGAGAAGAUGAUGAUGAUGCAUGACUAAGUAAUGCAUUGAACAGCCACCAUCAUGGCAGCUUCACUGUCUCAGCUCUCCGUUCUCAGCCAAAUCAGCGAGGAAUUUCUUCUCUGUCAGGUGUGUUUCGAGCGGUUCAACAAGCCCAAAAUCCUACCAUGUCUCCACAGUUUCUGCGAGGGGUGUUUGCAACGAUACGCCCCGGCCGGCUGUCGCACGAUACGCUGCCCGAUGUGCAAGCAGGAGACGGAACUCCCAGAAAAUGGCGGCGUGUGCGGUCUGAAGGAUAAUUUCUUCAUCCUCAACCUGUCCGACGUGUUUACGGAGAUCGCGCCGGCAAAGAAGGGUCAAAAGCAGCCGGCGCGCAAAGCCAUCUGUACCAUAUGUGUCGGUGCGGCACCCGCUGAGGCUAGUUUUCGGUGUCUGGAGUGCGUGGAUUUUUUAUGCGAUGUCUGCGCCCCUUCGCAUGACCAUCGCCUGGCCAGAUUCAGCCGGCAGCAUCACGUCAUCUCGGUGCCGGCCUCGGAGAACAAAAAGCUCCUGAGGAGGGAUAUUUACUGCGACAAGCACAACUCGGAGACGGUCAGGUUCUUCUGCGAGUCCUGCAACCGACCAAUCUGCCGGGACUGUGUCCUGGUCGAGCACAAGGAUCAUUCCCACACUUUCCUGAAGGACGAAGUCUCCAAGCACAGGAACACAAUAGACACUCUGCUGCAUGGUGUCAGGGACAAGAUUGCCGCUUUCGAAGAAGCCAUGAAGAGCGUCGAUGAAGCAGAGGCCAAUCUGGAAGCCAAUCGGGGUCAGGCCGAGUACAUCAUCAAUAAGACCAUGCAGGACUACAUUGCCCAACUGAAGGUACAGCAGCAACAUCUCACACACAAGUUGAGCCGAGCCUGUGAGGGGCGCAAGAAGCAGCUGAAUGCUCACAGAAAGAGUCUCCAGGCCGGGCUUGAAAACCUCCUGAGUGGCUUUGAUUUCACGGAGAAAGCCCUGGGUCACGGGUCAGAGCUGGACAUCUUGUCUAUCAAGGACGAAGUCAUCGACAGAUUAGAAGGGCUGUCCAACAUCUCGCCACAGCAAGACUUGACGCUAGACCAACUCUCCCACCUUUACUUUGUCGCUAGUGAGAACGCCACCGACUUGUCGUUGCCUCUUCUUGGGGAGAUCCGCUGUGGAGAUCGGACCUUCGUAGACAUGUCCGAAAUGGGUGAUUCCAGGUCAAUCUGUUCCAUUGAGUCAUCAGAGCUUGGAGACAGCUCCUUGUCUGAAUCCAUCCCUAAAUCACCCAGGAGGAUGAUCGAGCCCAAGCCUCUUUCAGUCAGUAAACCACAGCUACUGUUUCAUCUCAAAGAUGAGAUAGACGAAGCCGGGGAAUUCGACUGGCCGAGCGGGGUGGCAUCUAGUGCCGACGGAGAAUAUGUGGCCAUCGUCGAUCGUGACAACGACCGCAUUCAGGUCUACAACCGGAAGGGCAAGUUUGAGUGUAAAUUUGGCAAUCGCGGCCGCCAGCCCUGUCAGUUUGAAUUGCCUCUGGAUGCAGCCAUCACAACCGAUGACGACCCCUGCAUCUACGUCACAGACGAGUACAAUCAUCGCGUCCAGAAGCUGACGCUCUACGGCAAGUACGUCUCGCACUUUGGAGACAACGGGAUCUUCAAGCAACCAUAUGGCAUCGCCAUCACCAGCGAGGGGCGCGUGGUUGUGACAGACAUCGGCAAACACCGGGUGACGGUCCACGACCCCAACGGGAAGCUCCUGCAUCACUUCGGGUCCAGAGGAGACGGCGACACGCAGUUCAACGAACCGCGUUAUGUGGCCAUUCACGACGACAAGAUCGUGGUGUCCGACCACUGCAACCACUGCAUCAAGAUCUUCAACUCUCAGGGAACCCACCUCCGCACUUUCGGCUCCUGUGGCUCCGGGAACGGGCAGUUCAUCGGGCCCACGGGGGUCUGCAUCGACCGGGAUGGCAACAUCAUCGUGGCCGACUGCGCCGACCGGGUCCAGCUCUUCAACUCGGAGGGAGUGUUCCUCCGGCAUCUACUGAACGAGGGAGACGGUCUCAGUGGACCGCUGGGCAUGGUCAUCACAGCCACCGAGGAGUUGGUCAUUACUAACUUGGGUACACACUGUGUCAAUGUGUUCAAGUACAGUGGGUGGGUAUGAUGAUCACUUGAUUUGACCACUUAUUGUAGUCCUUAUCAGCUCAGUUCACGAAGGUCAAAAUACGGCAAUAAGGUCUUAAUCAACAAAACCGGUUAUUAUCAUACAGCAGCCAAUAAUAAUAUCACAUUUUCAAAAGACCUUUCUGCAAGAAAAUUUGGAAGUCAAUUUGUAUCAAAUAUCGGGUUUUUUUCUCACAUAAAAAAGAAAACACAGGUAAAAGAAGAAAAGAAAACGGCCAUCCAUCAAAACUCAUUUUAUGACUGUAUUGAACUCGAUUGAUAUGUUAAUGUUCUUGUGUGAUAGAUAAAUGAAGCUAUCCACUUUUUAGUUUGAAAUCAAAUAUUGUAAGUCACCUUGAAAUAACAAUUCAGAUGUUUCUUUUUUUAAACGGAGCGGCUCUAUCUUUACCAACAUGUAAUCAAAAACCAAAAAAGGAAAAAUGUGAAUUUACUCUGGUCAAGUGGACAUUAACUUGGUUAACUUGAAAGAAGCAUUAUGUUUUUAUAAAUAUGGUUGACUGAACCCAAUUGAAGGGAAGGUGGUCAGAAGACAUAGAUGUAAAUAUGAACGGCGUUUGGAGCCGUAAUGUUAAAAAGUAAAAUCAUUGUCUUGCCAUAAAUGUACAUAAUAUGCGAACGGCACUGAUGUACUAAGCAAAUCUUUACAACAGAAUUACACAAGUGAAUGAAACAUGUUAAAUUCUGCACACAUGUUCUUGUAGUCUAUACAUUUUGAUUCUAUUGAAAAAUCUAUGGUAACUUCUAUUGCAAUGGUUGUGGAAUGUGUGUAUACGUAGAGCAAUAUAACGUGACUAUAUGUUCAAGUACAAAUACAAAUUGUGAAGCUAUAAUAGUUGUGAAUAUGUCAUUACGCGCACAAUAUUUGGGGCAGCUGCAAUUCAAAACGAGGUUACGUAAAUUCGGUUCCAAGAUCAGUUUUGUUUCGGAUAUUUAUUGAAAAAAAGACACACUUGCAUAGAAAUCUGCCAGGUAGCGAAUACCGAAAUUGGUCGUCUUUAAGAUCCACACGAAGACGACUUCUAUUUACUAUUUUGUUGUGAUAGAAGAAAACAAAAACAUACGAGUGAAGAUGUAUUAGCUUAAUCAAUUGAAAAGUUCCGUUUAUAUAAAGUCCCUAUAGAAGUGGUAAAGAGUGCAUAUGUUGAAAGUAUACAUGUCCAUGAACUUAUAUGAAAUAUAAUCUUAUUAGUCAUUCUAUGUCACUUAUUGUAAGGUAUUGUGGCCUAUAAAGUGGGUGACUUACAAGCAGUAUGGUCAUUUCAAGUUUAAGAUGAUUCGUGUAGCUUUCAAAGUCUAUAUAGAAGUAUUCAAAAUAUUAAGCACGACACAAAAAAUCCAAAAAUAAAACAGGUUAUUUGAGUUUGAAAAAAAAAAACCCUAUUUGUCAUAGGAACUUCUUUGUGCUUGUGUAUCUAGAAUAUAACAAAUUAAUAUUACUUGCAACAAUAUUGGCCAUGCAAACAGGGGUUGGGAUAUAUGUAUAAUGUGCGUACUUUGGUGUGUGUUCAAGUGAAAUAUAGUGUAAUAAUGCUUCAACUUAUUUAUUUUUCAUAUCACAGACAAUAUUGAUUGCAUUCUAUAAAAUAAACGAUUGGUUAUAAAUAUUGUGGAAUUAUUAUUGUAUUUAUCACAAUGUAAAGAGGAUUAUAUAUUUAAAAAAAGCUUUUAUGAAAGAGUGCUUUAAUGCUUACAUAGAUGUUUUAAGCUUUGUGUUAUUAGAGGUUUGAAAACAGGCCAGUUUGCUUGAUUAAUUUUACAUUGUUCCGUUUUAGAUGUUUCGUUUGGCCAAAUAUUUUUCGCCUUUAUGAAGUACCGCUUUUGUGUAUAUUUUAUUUUUUAUUAAUGAAAAUUAUGCAAGUAUUAGGCGUCAGGGUAUUGACUCAAAUAUGAUUUACUGAAAGGUUUUUGUUUGCUAUUGUGUUCAAGGUUAAAAACUGUAACAUAAACAGAGAA